UAAAAAUAUACUUGGAAUGGUGGGCUCUCCAGCGAAUGACACACAUUCCCGGUAUAGUACCUAACCCAGACAUCAAUAAUGUUACCAGGAGAAAGUAAUCAGCUCGUAGCAACUGAGGUUUCGUGCGUAGCUGAUGCACCCAAGAUUUUGUGUAUUAUUCGAGAUACUACCAAUCCACAAUGGCAGACAUGCAAUAUUACGAUAAAUUUACCAGCCAGUUGCCCUUGUCGUGAACUACACGAUGAAGUUGCUCGGCAUGCUAACUAUGAAACAGACAGUUUCUCAUUGGUGUGGAUCAGGGGAGGGCAAGACACUGAUGAGAUUUUGCUGAAUGGUCUUGGUGAGAAGACGCUAUUGGAAUGUGGAAUGCAGCCUAAUAAAAUUAAAAACUACCUCCAAAUAAGAGACAGAGAUGGGGAACAGCCAAUACCCAUACCAGUCAGUAAGGAUGUAAGUACAUGUACAGAAGAAAGCAUAUCAUGGAUGCAUCAUCAUCUAUAUACAGUGCUAGUGACUAUCCAUAUUCCUAUACUUAUUACAUCAGCAGUCAAGGUAGAUACGGGUUUUGUAGGACUAGUGAAUCAAGCUAUGACCUGCUACCUCAACAGUCUGCUACAAACACUUUACAUGACCCCAGAGUUCAGGAAUGCCCUCUACAGAUGGGAGUUUGAUGCUACUGAAGAGGAAGAGAUGACAAGCAUCCCGUUUCAACUCCAAAAACUGUUUAUACAAAUGCAGACUAGCAAGAAGAAGUCAGUGGAGACGACGGAAGUCACAAAAAGCUUUGGAUGGGACAGCAGUGAAGCUUGGCAACAGCACGAUGUGCAGGAACUAUGUCGUGUCAUGUUUGACGCUUUAGAGACAAAGUUUAAGAACACAGAACAAUCUGAUUUGAUUAAUCAGUUGUACCAAGGCAAAAUGAAAGAUUAUGUCAAGUGUUUGGAGUGUGGUUAUGAGAGUGCAAGAACCGAUUCCUUCCUUGAUAUUCCUCUAACCAUUAGACCAUUUGGUUCAACACAGUCUUUUUUAAGUGUGGGCCAGGCACUACAUGCAUUUGUCCAACCAGAAACUUUAGAAGGUAGUAAUCAGUAUUUCUGUGAGAAGUGCAAUAAGAAGUGCGAUGCUCACAAAGGAUUGAAGUUCUUGAAGUUCCCAUAUUUACUAACAUUGCAACUGAAACGAUUUGACUUUGACUACACUACUAUGCACAGAAUCAAAUUGAAUGACCAGAUGACGUUUCCAGAGAUUAUUGAUCUAAGUCAUUUCAUCACAGAUGAUAUUAAGAACAAGGUUGAUGCAGAUAGCAAUACUGACAGUGGUGCUGAAAACGAGGACAGUUCCCAUAGCAACAACAGCAGUGACUGUCAGCAGGAUGGUGUGGAUGAAGGCAUUGAUAUUAAAUCUACAAAUAGUGAAAUGGCUAAUGAACAAAGUAGUGCCAGCAGUGAAAUGGCUAAUGGACAAAGUAGUGCCAGCAGUGAAAUGGCUAAUGGACAAAAUAGUUCCAGCAGUGAAAUGGCUAAUGAAAAACAAAGUGCCAGCAGUGAAAAGACUAAUGAACAAAGUAAAUCACAACAAGAUAAAGGUCCAUCAUAUGAAUUAUUUUCUAUCAUGGUGCAUUCUGGUAGUGCUGCAGGGGGACAUUAUUACGCCUAUAUCAAAUCUUUCACUGAUGGUCAGUGGUAUUGUUUCAAUGACCAACACGUCACAACAAUAACGCAAGAUGAUAUCAGGAAAACGUAUGGCGGCUCAGUGAGUGGUUACCGUGGUUACUACUCCAGCGCCUAUUCCAGCUCCACCAAUGCCUACAUGCUAAUGUACAGGCAAGUGCAACCUGAUAAAAACAAAGCAUUCAUCAAGGAAAGCGACUUCCCUCCCCAUAUUGUAUCACUGGUAGAAGACUUGAAACAACAGGAAGAAAUUGAAAAAAGACAGCGGGAAUUAGACCGCAACACUUGCAAGAUAAAGCUGUUUGGAUUUAAUUCAGAUAAGAAUAAGACUUUGGAGAGAAAGUUAGAAGUCCAUAAGGAUAAAACUUUGAAAGAAGCCACAGAAUUAGCGCACAAGUUGUUGGAACUUGAUGACGUGCCACUCGAAUUAUGUCGGCUCAUUAAAUACGACGAGUUCCAUGAUUCAUUAGAGAAGUCAUUUGAAGGGGAAGAAGACACCACGAUGGGAGUGUUACUCGGUGGGGUCAAAUCAACAUAUUCCUUUGACUUACUCCUGGAGACGAGAAGAGCCGAACAAACAUUCCAAGUGUAUAAGCCUGGAGGAGUUACGGUGAAAGUGUAUGAAGUGGAUAUCUUGGCUGAUAUCAUCCAUCCCCCUAUCACUGUGCGAGCUCACUUAGAACAAACAGUGCAAGAAUUCAAACAGUUACUAGCACAGGUUACUGGUAAAAAUAAUGAAAUGCGUGUGAUAUUAGAAAGGUAUUACAACGAUUUACGAAUGUUAACAGUACCUAAUAAAACCCUUAAAGGUGAAGGGUUUUUCAGAAGCAAUAAGGUGUUUAUUGAAUGUGAAGACAUAGAAGAUGCAUUACUGCCAUUGCUGGAAUCAAGGCUGUAUGAAAUCAUAGACCGCCAUGCUCACACAAUACGUGUCUUUAUAUCACUACCUCAUACAGUACCAGAUGUUGAUGACAGUGACGCCAUGCAGGUAAUGAGUGAAGAACAUGCUGUCAACAUUGCUCAGGACCACCACAGGCCUGACAGCAUCACCAGGGAGAGGCCUGACACCAUUAAGGACAUCCUACAAUCUAACGAUGAUAUCACCACAGAUGUUGUAAGGUCUGUGGCGGAUAAACUAAGCCAGUUGAAUUCAGGCUCCACAGACAGGACGAUAAGAGACGAUGGCACAGAUCAAAGUGCUGGCGAGAACUGUAGCAAUAAUGGAACAGAUACAGUCGAGACAGCGUCUGUGAGUGAUUCGGAUCAUAAUAAUCAAAACAAUGUUGAGAGUACGUUAGCUACUGUGGAUAAGGCUGUUUUGAAUAAGGAGAAUGUGGCUAGCGGUGACCAUAAUAGCAGUACAAUAACUGGUGCCUCCACUCGUAGCAGUGCUGCGUGUACACAGGAUGCUAUACAUGGAGAGGAACUUAUGUUCAGUGAUCCACUGAAAGUUACAGAACAGUGUAAAAUUAUGCACUCCGUCGAUGAUACUGCAGCUUGCAAACAACGUGGCAUCGAUAGCAUGCAGGAGAUAUCCACGAGAGCGCGGUCCGCGAGUGCCCCAGUGCAGACUGCCAAAUACAGUGAUUCCGAAAUUAACUCUGAAGUCUCCAGCGUGUGUGACAAUUGCAAUAAAGUGGCACUUCCAGUGCAAGAAGUGCAGCUAUGUGCUUCUGGUAAAGAAACUCUCAGCAAUACGGUAGUUGAUAAUACUGAAGCCAAAGAAAAAAGGAACGUUAAAUCAAAGAAGAAAUCUUACAUCAAAAUUGAGAAGUACAAACAUGAUGAUUCAGUACUAAUGGUGUGUCUGGACAAGAGAGUAUCACUUGGUAUCUUAAAAAAAUCCCUGGAACCCUACGUUGGUGUCGCAUCUCCUGAUUUUAAGGUAUAUAGAGUAUAUCCUAACAACCAGGAGUUCGAGUGUGUGCGACUUAAUGAGAAUCUGACAUCCUAUGGUGAUGAUAGUAAAAUAGCAGUGAGACUCGGAAGAGCUCUGAAGAAAGGUGAAUACAGGGUAAAAGUAUACCAACUUCUAGUAAACGAUCCGGAGCCAUGUAAGCUGUUAUUUGAGUGGAUAUUUGCAAAAGGAAUGACAGUAUUGGAAUCCAAGCAGCAAAUCAUAGAAGAGAUGAAUAGAAUGUACGAUACAGAUACACCUGUAGAAAGGUGCCGCAUGAGAAAGAAAACAUGGAAGAAUCCAGGCACAAUAUUCCUAAAUGAUCAGAUUUAUGAAGAUGACAUCCCAAUUUAUUCAAAUUGGGAGAUAUUUGUAGAAAUACUACCAGGUAUAAAAAAAAUGAUGUCUAUGGCACAGUUGUCCUUAUUUUCCAAGCGAUGGCGGCCUUCUGAUCUAUCCCUGGAUUCAUUUCAGGAGAUAAUCCUGGAAAACUCCACUGUUGAAGAGCUGAAAAAGAGGCUUUCCGAAGUAAGUGGAUUGGAUCCGGAAGUCAUAGAAUUUGCUAAAGGAAGAGGAACAUUUCCAUGUGAAGUACCUAUAUUAGAUAUGCAGACAGAGUUAGAAUGGGAACCACCAGUGUUAUUACUCAAUGUUAAUCCUUUGUAUAUAUCGGAUGAUGGCCAAGUUAUAUAUUACAGAGAUAACCGUGAAGAACUGAAAGAAAUCUCUGAUGAAGAGAAAAAAUCCAUCCAGAAAAAAGAAAAUGCAAAAUGGGUGAAUUCAACGCAACGUGUAACUUACUCUCCGAAGAAGGAAAGAGCACUAAAGAUCUACACUGACUCUUCUCCGCCAACUCCAAAAAAUGAAGACUAAACUAUGAAUUCAACAUUUACAAUCUGUUCUGGUAGCAGGCUUGGGAAUUGCUGACUGCUUGGAUAUAUAGUUACAUCAGAAUAUUUGUGUUGACCCUUGAACCAAAUGUGUGAAAAUAAACAGUAAUAAAUCCAAAAUUUUUUGAUAAAGACGAAGCCAAUCAAUGGUGAAAUGACCUAUAAAUUUAUAGUAAGGCUGCUUUGCCAUGCAGGAGAUACUUGUAUCUAACUCUUGAUAUAUCUGACUGUCUGUGUUUUUUAAUCUGAAGAAUAUUCCCCCUCAUACCAGUGACUGUUGUCAUAUGAUUUUUUGAUCAUGGCAUUCUUUGUUAUUUGAAACAACCAACGAAUAUUUUGGAAGAAAUGUUUUCUUCUAUUUAUAAUGGAGGUUGAUCAAUUUAUUUUCCCAAAACCAUCCAAUCUUUAAUUAUAACAUAAAAAACAACAACAUUGAGAGUGCAGUAAACCAGACAAUUUUUCAGAAUAUGGGAGAUACUCUAUUGUUUCAAUAUGUCGCAAUACUAAUACAUGGGGUAAUAUAUACUACAGACUAUUUGGUACAAGCCAACCAGCUAACUUUCCCUGGAUUGUUUGGUCAAUAACCUUGGGUCAAUUGGUUAACAAUACUCUGGGUUACUCUGCUAACAUUACCCUGGGUUACUCUGCUAACAUUACCCUGGGUUAAUUGGUAAUUCCCUAGGUUACUUCGCUAACAUUACCCUGGGUGACUUGGUUAAUACCCUGGGCUAUUCUGCUAACAUUGCCCUGGGUUAAUUAGUUAUUACCCUAGGUUACUUCGCUAACAUUGCCUUUUGUUAUUCUGCUAACAUUGCCUUGGGUCAAUUGGUUAAUGCCCUGUGUUAUUCUGCUAACAUUACUCUGGGUUAUUUGGUUAAUACCCUGGGUUACUCUGCUAACAUUACAGUGGAAUAUCUGGUAUAUACCCUGGGUUACUCUGCUAACAUUACAGUGGGUUAUCUGGUUAAUACCCUGGGUUACUCUGCUAAUAUUACAGUGGGAUAUCUGGUUAAUACCCUGGGUUACUCUGCUAACAUUACAGUGGGAUAUCUGGUUAAUACCCUGGGUUACUCUGCUAACAUUACAGUGGGAUAUCUGGUUAAUACCCUGGGUUACUCUGCUAACAUUACAGUGGGAUAUCUGGUGUAUACCCUGGGUUACUCUGCUAACAUUACAGUGGGUUAUCUGGUUAAUACCCUGGGUUACUCUGCUAACAUUACAGUGGGAUAUCUGGUUAAUACCCUGGGUUACUCUGCUAACAUUACAGUGGGAUAUCUGGUUAAUACCCUGGGUUACUCUGCUAACAUUACAGUGGGAUAUCUGGUUAAUACCCUGGGUUACUCUGCUAACAUUACAGUGGGAUAUCUGGUUAAUACCCUGGGUUACUCUGCUAACAUUACAGUGGGAUAUCUGGUUAAUACCCUGGGUUACUCUGCUAACAUUACAGUGGGUUAUCUGGUUAAUACCCUGGGUUACCCUGCUAACAUUACAAUGGGUUACUUUGCUUACAUUACCUUGAAUCACUUUGUUAAUCAUACUCCAGUGUUUCAAAAGUGUUUCAAAACACAUUUCUCUAGUAUGCUUUACAGUGUUAUUCAAAAGAAUACUAUCUGAUAUUUUCACAUUCAAAGAAAAAAGAUUAAGUGUCAUCCUCGUUGUAAACUGACUUUCAAGCAAAUUAUUUGUCAAAAUGCUGAUGGUCACCGUCUAAAAAACAUGACCAUAGCCCCCAAUUGACGUAGCUUAUUGUAAGACAAGUACUGAUUGAUUGCUUGGUACAUGUGGACAUUAUAGUAUGAUGUCAUGUCAUAUUGAUGUUACAUUCUAUGUUUUUUAAAGCCAAAAUCUAAUAAUGAAUAAACUUAAAUACAA
Saccoglossus kowalevskii is the source of this 6329-nucleotide messenger RNA. RefSeq names its product ubiquitin carboxyl-terminal hydrolase 47-like. The record is from RefSeq and is a predicted model, not a curated record. Gene Ontology annotation, biological process: protein deubiquitination. Lineage: Eukaryota; Metazoa; Hemichordata; Enteropneusta; Harrimaniidae. Gene Ontology annotation, cellular component: cytosol; nucleus. Gene Ontology annotation, molecular function: cysteine-type deubiquitinase activity.